Molecule: messenger RNA, 744 nt
Organism: Tupaia belangeri chinensis (Chinese tree shrew)
Lineage: Eukaryota; Metazoa; Chordata; Mammalia; Scandentia; Tupaiidae
Gene: SSBP4
Product: single stranded DNA binding protein 4
Biological process (GO): positive regulation of transcription by RNA polymerase II
Cellular component (GO): nucleus
Molecular function (GO): protein binding; single-stranded DNA binding
Source: RefSeq, a predicted model, not a curated record
GUGGGGGCGCGGCUGUGUGGAUGGACCCCAGAAGCCUGGCUGGGGGCCGAGGGACAGCAGAGCUGUUAGCGCUGUAUGUGUAUGAAUACCUACUGCAUGUUGGUGCCCAGAAGUCAGCCCAGACCUUCCUAUCAGAGAUCCGAUGGGAGAAGAACAUCACGCUGGGGGAGCCCCCGGGGUUCCUGCAUUCCUGGUGGUGUGUGUUCUGGGACCUGUACUGUGCAGCGCCCGACCGCAGAGAGGCCUGCGAACACUCGAGCGAGGCCAAGGCCUUCCAGGACUAUAGCGCCGCAGCGGCCCCCAGCCCGGUGAUGGGCAGCAUGCCUCCCAAUGACGCAAUGGCUGCAGGCCCCAUGGCCCCCGGCUUCUUUCAGGGACCCCUCCCCGCGCGCCCAGGGGCAUCCGAGUUUGGGUGGCCCGAUGCAGAGGGUGGCGCCUCCUCGGGGUAUGGCUGGUGGUGGGCCCCAGAGCUAUGGAGGUGGCAUGCGACCCCCGCACAACUCCCUCGCUGGCCCGGGCCUGCCCGCCAUGAACAUGGGCCCAGGAGUGCGCGGCCCGUGGGCCAGCCCCAGUGGCAACUCGAUACCCUACUCCUCCUCAUCCCCGGGCAGCUACUCGGGACCCCCAGGAGGAGGCGGGCCCCCUGGAACGCCCAUCAUGCCCAGCCCUGGAGACUCCACCAACUCCAGCGAGAACAUGUACACCAUCAUGAACCCCAUCGGGCCAGGCACCGGCAGGGCUAAC